ACGUGUGCGCCCUGACGAGCAUCGGGAUGCCUGGCGACUCGACCUAUCCGCGACGCUUCUUGUCGGCUCAACUAUUUUCGUGUAUAAUCUACAUACUCUAAAGUUGGUACGCACCAUACCCACGCCGAGGAUGGAAGUUUCUCGCGAUCUGAGAGCCGGGAAAUCAUGCGGAUCUGUGCUUGGAACAAAUUUGAAAAUUCGAUUGAUAACAGCGGCGGGAGAGGCUAGGAUAUUCGAUUAUGCCGGCUUUGUUGAACCGGAUUUUUAUACGCGGCGUGAGUCGAGUGCAGGGGGAGAAGAUCGGCAUAGCUAGGACGUCCAUUGUGGCCAGAGAGCCAGGGAAUAUCGGGGGCGGACCUCGAGAGGAUUGAAGAGGGAAGGAGAGGAGAGAAGAAGAGAUCUGCGGAUGAAGCGAGGAGGCUGCCCAGAAUCGGAAUAGCGGGCAGACGGCCGACGCGAUACACGCGGUCUGUUCGUGGCCACAAGCUUCGGCCAAUAAAUUGGAAGACGAUCCGAGGAGGCGAACGACCCGCUAAAAGCUGGAAUGACAAAAAGUAAAAUAGCCGGAAACCCAUCGAGCGAUAAAUCACAUAACACCCAUGGAUACUGACAGCGAAGAAGUUCACGAGGAAUCCAAGGGUGUCAGAGACGCAGGUUUCGAUAAAAUCAUCGGGUACAUAGAAGAUCUAUUGAUGGAAAGCGAAUUCCAAGAGCUACAGCAGAAAUUUUUGGAGAACUACUGGCACAUAUUUGGACCCGAGGAAGAGAAUAAACUGAUUUACAUGGAAAUAUUUAAUCAGUAUAACCAGGAAAUAGAAAACUACAUCGUUAAGCAGCUCAAGAAGUCUGUUCCUAACUUUUCAAUCCACGUUCUGUUAGACCAGCUUAAUGAAAGACGUCCUGAACUGGAUGGAGAAGUUUUUGAAGUUUUAGCGACGUUAACAGACUUUCUAUCAUUCAAAGAAAUGAUUUUAGAUUACAAAGCUGUAAAAGAAGGAAAGGUGGAAGACUUUAGCGCCGGGAUUUCGAUUACAUCUAUCAAAUCAACGAGCUCAGAGCGGGAUGAGCCUACUGGUUAACCAAUCGCGAGCUCCAUCCAAAUGAUACAUUUUAUAAAAUGCUUACCUAGCAGUUUUUUCAAAUUUAUCCAUACUAUUACUAAUUAUCUAGUAUUUGUUAGAUGUAAGAUAGAAAAUAAACGCGAAUGAAGUUGGAA
Messenger RNA from Neodiprion fabricii, 1216 nucleotides. RefSeq names its product ADP-ribosylation factor-like protein 2-binding protein. Bases 600 to 1079 code for a protein of 159 amino acids. Gene Ontology annotation, cellular component: mitochondrial intermembrane space. Lineage: Eukaryota; Metazoa; Arthropoda; Insecta; Hymenoptera; Diprionidae. The transcript has 7 exons. The record is from RefSeq and is a predicted model, not a curated record. Gene Ontology annotation, biological process: maintenance of protein location in nucleus; positive regulation of tyrosine phosphorylation of STAT protein.